AUGAACCGUCUCGCUGUUGCGGCCAUCCUCUCAUGCGGCGCCAUUGCAGCACCGUCCAUUGAAGGCCGUGAUGUGGAUGAAACAUAUCCAUACACGGGACCUGAGGUGCCUGUUGGUGACUGGGUCGAUCCCAGUGUAAACGGAAAUGGCAAAGGUUUCCCGCGUCUCGUUGAACCGCCGGCAGUGAAGCCAAAGAGGGAGAAUCCCACCAACAACGUCAAUGUCAUUUCUCUUUCGUACUGGCCCAAGGGCAUCAACGUCCACUUCCAGACUCCCUUCGGUCUGGGAGAGUCUCCCUCUGUUCGCUGGGGCAAGUCUCCUGAUAGUUUAAUCAACACUGCCCAUGGCUCUUCCAAGACAUAUGACCGGACGCCGCCUUGCUCCAUGAUCAAGGCAGUCACCCAGUGCAGCCAGUUUUUCCACAACGUCGAAAUCAAUGGCCUUGAGCCUGAUACUACCUACUACUAUCAGAUUCCUGCGGCUAACGGCACCACUGAGUCUGAUGUGCUCAGCUUCAAGACUGCUCGCCCAGCUGGAGACUCCAAGGGCUUCACUGCUCUGGUGAUCAACGACAUGGGUUACACCAACGCUCAAGGAACCCACAAGUACCUUGAGAAAGCCGUUGACGACGGUGCCUCUUUUGCUUGGCACGGUGGUGAUAUUUCCUACGCCGACGACUGGUACUCUGGCAUUCUUCCCUGCACUGACGAUUGGCCCCUCUGCUAUAAUGGCACCGAUACCGAGCUUCCUGGAGGUGGUCCAAUCCCCGAGGAGUACAAGACUCCUCUUCCUAAGGGCGAGAUACCGAACCAGGGCAGCCCUCAGGGUGGAGACAUGAACGUCAUCUACGAAUCCAACUGGGAUCUCUGGCAGCAGUGGAUGGGUGCUAUCACUACCAAGAUCCCAUACAUGGUCCUCCCCGGCAACCACGAGGCAACUUGCUCAGAGUUUGACGGUCCCAACAACGAAUUGACUGCCUAUCUCAACGAGGACAAGGCCAACGGCACCUCCAAGACUUCCAACCUUACCUACUACAGCUGCCCGCCGUCCCAGCGCAACUUUACCGCCUAUCAAUAUCGUUUCCAGAUGCCGGGCGAUGUUUCCGGCGGCGUCGGCAACUUUUGGUAUUCCUUCGACUAUGGCCUCGCCCACUUUGUCUCGCUCAAUGGUGAGACGGAUUACCCCAACAGCCCAGAGUCAUCUUUUGCGCGUGACAAGGCCAAGAAGCACAACGACACUCUUGUUCCCGGAGACACCUAUGUGACCGACUCUGGUCCGUUUGGAAAGGUUGGCGGAGACAUCAACGACAAGAAGGCUUAUCAACAGUAUCAAUGGCUUGAGAAGGACCUUGCCAGCGUUGACCGAUGCAAGACUCCCUGGGUCAUCGUCAUGUCUCACCGUCCACUUUACAGCUCCGAGGUCUCUACGUACCAGGUCAACAUGCGUGCUGCUUGGGAAGAGUUGAUGCUCAAGCAUGGUGUGGAUGUUUACAUCGCCGGACACAUCCACUGGUAUGAGCGACUCCUGCCAAUGGGUUUCAACGGAACCAUCGACAUGGGCUCCGUCAUUGAUAACAGCACCUACCGCGUCAACAACGGCAAGUCAAUUACCCAUAUCACCAACGGUGCUGCUGGAAAUAUCGAGAGUCACAGCUUCUUGGCUAAAGAUGAGCCGAUCAAGAACUUUACUCAGGUUCUUGACCAGACUCACUUUGGAUUUGGAAAGAUGUCCAUUAUUGAUGAGAGCGAGCUGCGUUGGCGGUUUAUUCGAGGCGACACUGGUGCUGUGGGUGAUGAGCUGAAGCUACUCAAGCAGACAGCCACUUGUGGAGGGAAUGGAACAAGAUCUGGAGCUACCCCUAUGUCUUCCUCUGGGACUGUGGCUCACACUCCAGCUGUUGGUGGUGGUAGCAGAGUUGUUGCCUCUGUUGGGUUGAUGGGCGUUGUGUUGAUGGCUCUCUUUGCGAUUUAG
Messenger RNA from Fusarium keratoplasticum, 1971 nucleotides. RefSeq names its product Purple acid phosphatase. The transcript has 2 exons. The record is from RefSeq and is a predicted model, not a curated record. Lineage: Eukaryota; Fungi; Ascomycota; Sordariomycetes; Hypocreales; Nectriaceae. Gene Ontology annotation, molecular function: metal ion binding; acid phosphatase activity. Bases 1 to 1971 code for a protein of 656 amino acids.